This is a messenger RNA of Seminavis robusta, 996 nucleotides long. Lineage: Eukaryota; Bacillariophyta; Bacillariophyceae; Naviculales; Naviculaceae. The record is from the annotation of a GenBank genome assembly.
AUGGAUGACUACGAUUUUUUAGGUCUGCUUACCCAAGAUGUUACCUAUCAGUCCGAAUACGUUGGACACAACCAAGACUUCCACGCAUUUGGCACAACGUUCUUCCAGCAUGGCCAUGGAAGGAUCCCAGUCGACCUGAUCCCACCAUCUCUGGCACCGCGUCAACCUUUGAAAGAGAGCACGAACACCUUUGCAGGACCAAUGAAAGUUAAGAAGAUCACAGCAGAACAGAUCAACAAAAUCUUCUCUCCACUCCCCCAGCGGAAGAUUUAUAAAUCCACGAAGAGGGGCCCAACACCCGUCAUUGGAAGGACAACAUCAGAGCCGCCAAAGAAGAAAGCAGAUGUCAUCCCAUCUCCAGUCAAGAGACUUAAUAACGAGCUAAGCAGUAAGGAAAAAGUUGGCAGAAGCCGUUUCGUAUUCGGAAAGAAGAAGUCAUUGUUCGAAAAUGGAGAAGCUUUCAUGUACUGUCGUAACACAAUGAGCAUGAACAAAGGGACAUCCCAUAAGUCCGGCAAGUGGCAGGAAGCACAGGAGGCGCAUGUAAAGAAGAGCAAAGUGAAUGACGUGGGCCUGAAGGAGCUGCUGGACUUAGCGGAGCAGGAAGAGAGAGACGUCGCAAAGAACACCACGGACUCUGAGAAGAAGAGCGAACAGAAAGGAGAGGAAGGAAGUAUGAAACAGUGGCUAAAGAAACAUGGCGAACUUAAGGAAUUCCGUCUUAAGCCCAUGCCACCACCAAAGAAGAAAGCCCCUUUGGAGUAUCCCAGAGGAACGAAGGGGAAGAUCGAUAAUACAAUGAAGCUUCUCAGGCCCAUAAUCGGAGAUCACUACAAGGCUAACCCAAAAAUUCUCAAGAUCCCAGUGGAAGACAUUGUGCAGAAGAUUAAUCAAUGUUACAUAGAGCUCUCUGCGGAAGCAAAGGAGAUCCCAUCCCAAUUUAAGCCCAAGAACAAAAAAGCGAUUUCAGCAGGUGGUGGCACUACGGAGGAAUGA